Messenger RNA from Theileria parva strain Muguga, 2071 nucleotides. RefSeq lists its product as uncharacterized. Bases 74 to 1996 code for a protein of 640 amino acids. NCBI's taxonomy places the organism in Eukaryota, Apicomplexa, Aconoidasida, Piroplasmida, Theileriidae. The transcript has a single exon. The record is from RefSeq and is a predicted model, not a curated record.
AGGUAAAUUGUCAUAUAUAUGCGCUGUAUUUCCCCACACUUCAAUACACAUUUUGUUUUAUUAUAAUCAUGUGAUGAAUUUCAAGAUGAAUAAAAUCCAGUUACCGGUACUCUUAUUCUUUUGUGCCAAUUUAUUAGUGAGUUGCGGCGAUGCUUCUCAUGAUAAUAACAGGCCAACAAAGGAGAUUACCUUCUCUUUUGAUUUGUAUAAUUUGCAAACCUCUAAAAACUACAAUUUGUCGUAUCGUAUGAAAAACUUUUUAAGCAUAGGGGCAAUGGUUCCACACAGAAACCGACGUCUGACAAAAUUGUUUUAUAAAGAUGAAACUAUAAUAACCUUUGUACCAGAUGAAAGGGUUAAUCUCGUAACAUUUAUUCCUAGACUCAGGCCUACAAUGUGUUCCGUGACAUACGUCAAGGACGGUGUUAUUUCUGUUAAAAGGUUUCUUAAGACUGAAAAAUGGAAUCAAGUGACAAACGAAAACUAUAAAUUUAGGGCGCUAGAAAUGGCGAAGGAAACACCUCUAGAAAUAUUCGAUAUAUCUAACAUAGAGUUUGACAAGAUUCAUCUAGACGAAGAGACUAAGGGAGACUUAACCUUUUAUUCCUUUACCCCCAAAGGUGAUAUUCGCAUUAAAAUUAUAGCAGAUGGGACCAAUGUCAUAUGGCAUUCUGAUGACGACACAUAUGUUACUGGAGGUCAUUUUUCACUUCAAACUCAACCAAAGAUGAUGAGCUUUAUGACGAUGAACAAAGGCUUUAUGGAUUUAAAGUUUUAUUCGGCAUAUGAAGACACGUAUAAUGAGAUAACUCUUCCAGAGUACCAAUUCGUUAUGAAGCACUUCGCAUACUCUACCAGGACCGACAUAACUCUUAAUCUUGAUAUGCACGAAAGUAAUAUAUUUAAGGUCUCUAGUUCCGUUGAACAGGGUGUGUCAUUUAUUGAUACAUUCCUAAGGGAUCCUGCCAAGAAAGUCGAGAGGAUUGUCGCCAAAGAACAUACACUAUGGUAUAGAGACCAGACACAAAACUUUAUAAAAGCUUCUUACACAGUUUCUUCUGAUCCUAGGCUGUAUAAAUUGGUCUUAUGCGAUACUAGGGAGCCAGAUAAAAAAUAUUACCAUCUAUACUUCAUGUAUAAAACAGACAAAAUGUUCAAAUUGCCAGAAAGGGAGUACAAUAAAGAAAUAAAGAAAAUAGUUUAUCCCAGGGAAUCUUUUGGAGAGUUUGACAUACAGAAUUUCGUUGAGAGUCCGACAGCGGAUCCUUACCCUUCGGUCGCUUACUUCCCUCCUUUCGAGAAACCUUUGAAAAUAGUAAAAUGCGAAAAUCAGCUACUAUGGGUAUCCCCUGGUAAAGAUACUGUAAAGAGUCUUUUUUACUUCAGGAAUGAGGAUAAGCAUCUGGUUCAAUUGACUUGUAGAGAUGACUCGAGUAUAACAAGGACUCACCACUUUCAAGAUGCAAAAUCCUAUUUUAAAGGUAAGACUGAUGAUAAAUCGUGGGUGUGGAUAUCAACUCCUGAGUUUUACAGAUCAAUAGGUCUUAAGCAACUCAUAAAGACUCACACACACUUAGAUCUAGGUGUAAAGGUUGACCCUGGAGCUUAUGAACACAAAAUUGGUAGAGUUGGCAAUGUUAUGGUCCAAACUUUUGUACCAUAUAGCGCCUUCGAAAUCACUUCAGUAAUCGACUGCGCUAGGGUGUUGUGGACCAAUGAAAUAAAGGAGAGACUCGCUGCUCUUGCACUUUACGGGGAUUACGGCGAAUUUGACAGAAAAACCAAAGAGGAUUCUAAAAAUCUGGUUGAAUUUUCACAGGAAGCCAAUCCAUUCAAAAAUUCAUUAUCUAAAGGUUAUAAAUUGGCAGAGCUUUUCAUAAAAGGACCCCAAAAAGUCGAAAGGCAAUUUUUGACCCUAGAAAAUGAUGUUUGGGUCCAAGUAAAAGAGGAGGAGUUUGUAAAGAUAUAUGAAGGACUGGAAAACCCAGAUAACUAAAUGUUUAAGGGAACAGAACUUUAGUUUCCACAAACACCCUGUAAAUAAUUUAUACAUUAAUCUUAUAGAAGUGUA